Galdieria sulphuraria is the source of this 1516-nucleotide messenger RNA. RefSeq names its product sucrose transporter, GPH family isoform 2. Gene Ontology annotation, cellular component: membrane. NCBI's taxonomy places the organism in Eukaryota, Rhodophyta, Bangiophyceae, Galdieriales, Galdieriaceae. The transcript has 5 exons. Bases 29 to 1492 code for a protein of 487 amino acids. Gene Ontology annotation, biological process: transmembrane transport. The record is from RefSeq and is a predicted model, not a curated record. Gene Ontology annotation, molecular function: sucrose:proton symporter activity.
AAUUUGCUUCCAACUGGUUGUCUUAGACAUGAGUUUUUCAGAAAAGGUUCCUCUUGUAUCGGAUAGUAACGAAACUCUUGAUAAUAUUCCGUACACAAGUCUGAAAAGUGCCGAUGAAGAUUACAAAAGCUCUAAGAAAUAUACGGAGAAACCUGACAAAACAAAUCUUGAAUUACUGGCUCUAACUUCUUCAUUGGCUGCUGUGCAGUUUAGUUAUGCCAUCGAAUUUGCUUUUGGGACGCCUUGGUUUCGAGAAAGAGGUGUAAGCUAUGCCGUUAUUCCAUUCAUUUGGUUGGCUGGACCGUUUAGUGGUUUUAUUGUGCAACCAGUUAUUGGUGUCUUGAGUGAUCGAUGCAGGCAUCCUUGGGGAAGAAGAAGGCCCUUUAUUUUUAUGGGUGCCUUGUUGAUUGUGUUUGGAAUGUUAGUCUUAUCCACUGCUGAUCCGUUGGGUUCGUUGUUUGGAGAAAGGAAUGCUUGUCACUCACCCACAGAAGGCAGUCAACCUCGUUGUACUUUUACCGUAACAUUAGGUAUUAUUGGUCUCUGGAUAUUGAACAUUGCCAUCAAUGUUGUUCAAGGCCCUGCAAGAGCUAUUGUAGCUGAUCUAGUUAAUACUGAGCAACAAACGAAAGCUAAUUCCAUCCUCACUGGUGUAAUGGGUUUGUCAAAUUUGUUUGGAAACUUACUUGGGCGUUUUGUUCCUGCAGAGGUACCCUUAUUUGGUAGUAACUUUCGAUUUUUGUUCAGCUUGGGUAUGAUACUUGUUCCGCUUAGUGUAUUGCCUACAUUGCUAUUGGGCCAUGAAAGACCAUUAGGACGUCAGCCUGCAUCUCUGGUUUCGUCUACCAGCGGCAUUCUUGGUGUGUUCUUAGACGUUUGGCGUUCUUUUGUUUCCAUGCCAAAGGAAAUGAGCAAAGUUUCAUUGGUGUAUUUCCUAUCAUGGGCUGCUUUUAGUCCGUUUCAGUUUUAUACAACAGACUGGAUUGGAAAGAGCGUUAUGCAUGGAGAUCCGCAGAAAGCGUCAGGAUCCCUUCAAAGGUUAAACAUUCAUUCUUUUCAUGUAAUUGUGGACUCAGUAGUACACAGGACUGCUUAUGAAGAAGGAGUUCGAAUUGGUGCUCUAGCUUUGGCAGGUCUUUCUUUGGUAAUGACUGUGUUCUCUGCAGUACAAACAUUUUUCGUUGAGUUGUUAGGAGUACGAAAGGUCUAUGCCAUGUCUCAAAUAUUCUUCGGAUUUCUCUGCUUAAUUCCUAUUCUUGUGAACUUGAAUACUGUCUGGGCUGUAAUGUUAGUUUCCCUAUUAGGUAUUCAUUUUUCAAUAUUCAAUGCAUUGCCUUUUGCUUUGGUUGCUUCUGUUUUGGAUGGAGCCAAUACUGGACUAUAUAUGGGUGUACUCAAUGCCUCUUGUGUUGUAGCUCAAGUCGUAGGAAAUUUCACCGCAGGCAAGCACAUUUUGGUUUAUUCCAUGGCUUCUAACCUGCAAAGUCAAUAGGUUGGGCUUCAGAUAUCGUUGGAA